Messenger RNA from Anolis sagrei ordinatus, 1798 nucleotides. Its product is annotated as mRNA decay activator protein ZFP36-like. The record is from RefSeq and is a predicted model, not a curated record. Gene Ontology annotation, molecular function: mRNA binding; metal ion binding. NCBI's taxonomy places the organism in Eukaryota, Metazoa, Chordata, Lepidosauria, Squamata, Anolidae.
CAUUCGGGUUUGAUAAAUAACCCGACUCCUGCUCUGUUGCCCCAAUUGAAGCCAGCCCAGGGAAAAAGCAAAGGGGGCUGCCUUGGAACCCACCACUCGCCCCCCCUUACCCAGGACAGCUGUUGCGCGACGAAAGCGGGAUGAGUUCCAUUCUGGACGUCAACACCCUCUACGAGAACCUGCUCAACCUGUCGCUGAGGGAAGAGCUGGACUUCUCCGGUCCCCAACUCUCCCGGCGCCACUCUGCGUGCUCCUCGGAUGUGGCCACCUCUUAUGACAGCAGCAGCAGCGGAGACCCUUCUCUGGUUUGGCCCUUGCGCAGCCACUGGACCCCUAGCGUGGAGCAGCUCCGGCCUCUGGGAGACCCCCUCCGGCGCCCGCCAUUGCGCCCCGACCGCUCGGUCAGCCUCAUCGAGGGCAAGGCCGUCGCCCCGCCCCCUCCGCCGGGCUUCCCUCCCCUCCGCCUGCCCUCCUUGACCUUCCCGACGCCGCUCUCCUCCUCGUCCCGCUACAAGACGGAGCUGUGCCGCACCUUCAGCGAGACGGGCAAGUGCAAGUACGGCACCAAGUGCCAGUUCGCCCACGGGUCCGCCGAGCUGCGCUCCGUCAGCCGCCACCCCAAAUACAAGACGGAGCUGUGCCACAAGUUCUACCUCCACGGCGCGUGCCCUUACGGUGCCCGCUGCCACUUCAUCCACUCUCCGGAGGAGGCCCAAAUCCACUCUGCAUCCUCCUCGCCGCAGCUCCUGCGCCAAAGCGUCAGCUACUCUGGAGUGCCGGCCGCCCGCCGGUCGCCCCCGUUGCCCGGCAUCCCCGAUCCGUCCAACUUCGCCCGAGCGCCUUCGGUUUCGCCUCCGCCGGCCUCCUCCGGCGACCUCCUCUCCCCGACCUUCGGCCACCUGAACUCUGACCCUCUGUCCUUUCUUUCCGGGACAACGUCCGGAGGGUGCUGCUCCUGCCGCUGCGGGAAGACCAACCCGAACACCGCCUCAUUCGCGAACCAUCGAGACUACUUCUCCGCCGCUCCCGGGACCCUGACCACUGCGCCGUCCUCCCUCUUGCCAAGGACCCCGUCCUCCAACUCCCUCUCCGACCCCGAGUCCUACAGCAGCUCCAGCAGCCUCAGCGGCUCCGACUCGCCCGUGUUCGAUAUACAAGCCCCCGGCGGGCCCACGGCAAGCGGAGCCAACCGCUUGCCCAUCUUCAACCGAAUCUCCGUCUCCGAGUGAGCCGUCUCCGAGUGGGGUUCUGUCCCCAUUGAGUUUUAGCUGUCCUGUUUGUCUAUAGCGGGCAAUCCUAUAAUAAACCAUCCUUCCCGGUUGAGGCCCAGGCGGCCUCUUCCGGUUAGCUUUGGGUAUUUAAUGUCUCUAUAGGAUGAACCAUCCUUCCCGGUCGAUGCCCAGGCGGCAUCUUCGGAGCAGGUCUUUUUCACACCGAUUCCCAGCAAUGCACUUUGUGGCAGACCCGAAAUCGCACGUUCCUGCCUUACGAGUCUCUCGAGUGCCUUUCAGAAAAACCCAAUUGGUUGUGUUUCUCCGAGAUUCAGUGCCUUAAGCAGGACCUUGUUUCCCAAGAGAGGAAAAAUGUUUUAUGGCUCUGGUUUGCAACGUAGUUGGCUUUAGAAGAACGAUCCAUAUCUUGCUUUUCCUCCAACGUGUUGCCCAAACUUUUCUUCCCAGCGCAGUGGUGCAAUGGUUAGGUCCCCAAAACAUACGACUUUCCUUUAUCCUUCGGCACCAGCAAACUGAGAUUGCUACUUUGCAAUUUCCUAUCUCCUUAGACACAGAAAAACUUGGAA